This is a messenger RNA of Verticillium dahliae VdLs.17, 363 nucleotides long. Its product is annotated as synaptobrevin. The coding region runs from base 1 to 363 and encodes 120 amino acids. Lineage: Eukaryota; Fungi; Ascomycota; Sordariomycetes; Glomerellales; Plectosphaerellaceae. Gene Ontology annotation, biological process: vesicle fusion; vesicle-mediated transport. The transcript is spliced from 3 exons. Gene Ontology annotation, molecular function: syntaxin binding; SNAP receptor activity. Gene Ontology annotation, cellular component: plasma membrane; SNARE complex. The record is from RefSeq and is a predicted model, not a curated record.
AUGCCCGAGGACGCUCCCUACGACCCCUACAUCCCCAGCGGCCAGGCCGGCGCUGCUUCUCAUGGAGCCGAGUCACAGCAGGGCGGCAAUGCGCGCACCCAGGCGCUGCAAGCGCAAAUCGACGACACUGUCGGCGUCAUGAGGGAUAACAUCAACAAGGUGUCCCAACGUGGCGAGCGUCUUGAUGCGCUGCAAGACAAGACGGACAACCUGGCCGUGUCAGCCCAGGGCUUCCGCCGCGGUGCCAACCGCGUUCGCAAGCAGAUGUGGUGGAAGGAUAUGAAGAUGCGCAUGUGCCUCAUCGUCGGUGUCAUCAUUCUUCUCCUCAUCAUCAUCAUCCCUACUGUCAUUGCGACCAAAUAA